CGGCCCACAAGCUGUGCGUGAUAAGCUGCUUCUUCCCCCAUCCCAAUGAGGGGUGAUAAGGAUGCCCCACUGAAAAAAGUCCAAAAUCCACAAAUUUCAACUGGCGAUUUGUUUGCGGCCCCAUUGCGUUCGGCUCAGGGAACUGUACCACGACCCUCGUUACGCGCCGGAAACUGCAUCACAAUGUCAAAGCGAAUGGCAGACGAAGAUAACACCGGCCCACUCAAGGCCGGUGGGCGUCCCGACGCCAUGGACGUCGACGAGACGCCCGCCGACAUGGGCGAGUUUGAGGACGAAUUCGAAGACGAAUUCGAGAGCGAGGACGAGAUUAUUGAAGCUGGCGUCGACGGCAGGCCGGACGCGGAGCGGGAGGCUGAGGAGGCAAUGGACGUGGACAAUGCAACCCCGGGAACCUUCAUUGUCGGCAGGACGAAGCUCGAGCCGGGCCAGACCCUCUCCCCCGACCCGACAACCUACCGCAUGCUUCACAACCUAAGCACCCCGUGGCCAUGCCUCUCCUUCGACAUCAUCCGCGAUGGUCUUGGCGACAACCGGACUGUAUACCCCGCGACCAUGUACACGGUGGCCGGGACGCAGGCCGACAGCGCCAAGGCCAGCGACAACUCCAUCAUGGUCAUGAAGUUCAGCGGCCUCAGCAAGAUGCAGGGCAGUGACGAGGACGAAUCGAGCGACGAUGAGAGCGAUGACGAGGACGCGGAUCCCAUCCUCGAACACAAGAGCAUCCCGCUCAACACCACGACCAACCGGAUACGAGUCCACCAGACUCCUUCCCAGGACCCCUCGAAGCCCCCAACCACCCUGACGGCGGCCAUGACCGAGUCGACCAACGUCUUCAUCCACGAUAUCACACCCCACAUCACCUCUUUCGAUACCCCUGGCACCAUUGUCACGCCCCAGCAGAACAAGCCGAUCUGCACCAUCCGCGCGCACAAGUCGGAAGGGUACGCGGUCGACUGGUCGCCUCUCCACGCCGCCGGCAAGCUCCUGACGGGUGACAAUGACGGCCUCAUCUACGUCACGACACGGACCGACGGCGGCGGCUUCGUCACGGACACGCGCCCCUUCCAGGGCCACACAUCCAGCGUGGAGGAGAUCCAGUGGAGUCCGUCCGAGGCGUCCGUCUUCGCGUCCGCGUCGAGCGACGGCACCAUCCGCGUGUGGGACGUGCGCAGCAAGGGGCGUAAGCCCGCGCUCUCCAUGCAGGUCAGCGACGUGGAUGUCAACGUCAUGUCGUGGUCGCGGCAGACGACCCAUCUCCUCGCGUCCGGCGACGACGCGGGCGUGUGGGCAGUUUGGGACUUGCGGCAAUGGAAGCCGAGCGCGGGUGCGGCCGCUGCGUCGAGUCUGCAGCGACCGAGCCCGAUUGCGAGCUUCAAUUUCCACAAGGAGCAAAUCACCAGCGUGGAGUGGCACCCGACGGACGACAGUAUCGUGGCGGUAUCGGCGGGAGACAAUACGGUUACGCUCUGGGAUCUGGCGGUGGAGUUGGAUGACGAGGAGAGCAAGGACACCGCGGGGAUACAGGAUGUGCCGCCGCAGCUGUUGUUUGUGCACUACCAGAACCUGGCAAAGGAGGUACACUGGCACCCGCAAAUACCGGGCACGCUGGUGGCCACAGGUGAAGAGUUUAGCAUCUUCAGGACAAUCAGCGUGUAGGCGUUUGCGGCUUGAACUGGUCGACGGCAGCUUAUGGCGCCGUGCUUUUAGAAUUUCCAUUUCACCAGGUUUCUUCUGAUGGAUAAUUAUGAAUGAACCCAAAAAAUCAAUCCAAGCCCUUCCGCGGACGAACCUGCCAUCACCGAUCACAUUUGCCAUUCAUCCUCUGCAACCGUUUUCUCAAUAAUACCCACUGGGACCAAACCCACGCAACCAUGACCAACGAAAAUACGCAGC
Molecule: messenger RNA, 1914 nt
Organism: Thermothelomyces thermophilus ATCC 42464
Lineage: Eukaryota; Fungi; Ascomycota; Sordariomycetes; Sordariales; Chaetomiaceae
Exons: 1
Coding region: 184-1677 (497 amino acids)
Molecular function (GO): protein binding
Source: RefSeq, a predicted model, not a curated record